AAGGAAAAGGCUGGCACCGCAGCGCCCUCUACCGGUCAGACUCGGCACUGACCCCUCCGUCUGCUUUUCUUCGCGCCUUACACUCGCUGCUGCUUUCGCCCACAAACAGUAAAACGGAGCGUAGCUGGCGAGCUAACGUUAGCUAACGGGGCUCAAGUUUAAACAGUUGGCGUUCGAGAAACGGUAAAUCUGUUAAAUCCGACCGUUUUCUUCCAGUGUCGCUGCUGUGGGACUGACGAAAUAAAGAAAUGGUGAAAAUAUCUGUUCUGAAGGUGGAGAACCCAUCGUGUCUCUGGGGUGCCAUUUGGGGUCUCAGCGGCGAUGUGGAGACUUCAGAACAUUACAAAAAGCUACAUUUUCAGAUGAACCUCUUCUACCGCGACACCACGCAGGACGUGUGCACGCUAAAGCCUACGUCGUUGGAGGAAGGACGGGUGUAUGUGGUGUACUGGGCGGUAAAGAAGUCGUGGUUUCGGGCCAUGGUGGAGUCGAUCUUCGUGGACUCGGUUUCCUGUCAAGCUUGUUGCUUUCUGGUCGACCACGGAGAGCGAGUCGUCGUCCCCUCAGAGCAGAUCCGGGUGGCAAUGGAAAACUUCCUUCAGCUGCCUUUCUGGGUGCAAAAGUUCCACCUGGCGGGAAUCAAACCAACAACCCUGCGAGUGUCUCUGCUUGAGGAGAAGGCAGAGCUCAAACCGUCGGCUCGGUGGGACAGCUCUGCCACGCUCUUCCUGCACAAGCUGCUGCAAGCAUCGACCCUAAAGGAGGCCGUGCUUCUUGAACCUGAGUCAGACUCUACCCCUAUCAAGCUUUACGUGACUGUUGGUGACAUCAAGAUCUGUGUGAAUGACGACUUGGUGGCGAAGAGGUUUGCCUACUACAGCACAAAAUCAGGCGAUGGCCUGGAGGAGGGAGACCGACUUCCUGUGAUGCUGUCCUACAGCAUCUUAACCCAGCGCGUCUCCCCCAAGCCGACAGCACAAACCCAACCGCCUCCCGAUCAGCAGAGUCUGGUUGAAGCUGGGGGGGCAGCUGAUUGGCUUACAGCUCCUUCCCUGCCUCCUCAGAUUGUACAACACAAGCUGGUGAAGGCUGGAGGUGAACAUGGGUCAGUGGUCACAAAACGACAGCUGUCUCCAAACAGCCAGUCAGGGAGCGGCUCAGACGCAGCUGAGAGCAGCUCGUCAGACGACGCAGACUCGUCUCUGGCUGCAGCCCUCACAAAAAACCAUCAGCUGUUCAGGUUUCUACAGUUUAUGAAGCCGGGCAGCAGUUCCGAGCUGGCAGCUCCCCAGGAAGCUGAGGUGUUGCCUCUGAUGAGCAGUGAGAAACCAGGAGCUGAGAAUCUUCAGAGCUGUCAGGCUGAAUCUUUGGUGGAUGAAGAGGCAAGCAGCUCCAGCACAUCUGUCGCCUCGGCUCCAGCAGAGGAGACCCAGAGCAGUGAGAAGGACUGGGCCUGUGCACGCCUGUUGGAGUUGUUGAAUCCACAGGCUCUGAACCCCGAUCCCGACGCCCAAGACGCUGUGGUUUCUCCCCUCGACCCCUGCCGGAGUGGGAUUCUGGUGCACGCUACCUUCCCAGCAGAGCCGUGGAUCAGUGUGAAUGACCCCGCCAUCGUAGACACCCUCUGCUGGGUGCAGCGGAAGCAGUACAGCACCUUGUCUCCAGCUGACUGUUACAGCUGGCCAGCUGUGGCUCGAGGAUGCCAUACCCUUGUUAUCUCCAGCAGCGCAGACCAGCCGCUCAGCUACCUUACCCCACUCCUUACCCACAUCAUGCUGAACUCCAUCUUCACUUCCCACACCUCCAGCUCAGGGCCCAUAGCUGUGCUGCUGUGUCCCGGUUGGGAGAAGGUCCAAGCUGUAUAUGACCUCCUGGGGGUGAGUAAGGUCUCCCAAAAGCUCUACCCCACAACUGUGCUGCUGGGCAUCAACAAGGACGAGGCUAAGAGUGUCAAGAUCCCCAAAAACUGCCUGCUGUUGGUGACCACUCCUUUCAGUCUGGUCCGUCUGCUGUCCUGCCACUGCUUCCUCUUCCUGCGGCUGUGCCACCUGGUGCUGGACGAAGCUGACCAGCUCUUCAGUCUGGCUCCAGAUGAGAUGACGACCAUCUUGCAGCACUUCCAGGUCACCUCUGACAAGGAAAGUGAUUCCUGUCCUCCACAGCUGAUUGUUGUAGCCAAAAGAUGGACAAAUCACAUGGAGGGUUUGUUAUCCACUUACAUGCCAUGCCCCAGCAUCGUCAUAAGCGUUCCUGAGGAAGCCGCUCUCUAUGGAAACGUUCAGCAGGUCAUCCUCAUGACUCUGGAUAUCAGUAAGAUCUCAGUCCUGUUGGGAACGCUUGGCUUCAGCCCCGACGUCGGCCAGAAGACGCUGAUCGUAGCAAACUCCUUUCAGGAGGUCGAAGAUGUGUUCAAGGCUGUGAGCACCAGGUCAGUUUUCUGCCUCAAGAUCCACGAGGGGUUAACUCACGACAUGGACUUUGUGCUCGAGCAGUGGAAGAAGGACAUCGGCCCCGGCACUCACGUUAUUCUCGUAACCACCGACGAUUGUCUCAAGGGUCUGAAUAUCAGAGAUGCGACCUGCGUCGUCCAUUACAGUUUCCCCUCCUCUCCUAAGCUCUUUGGCAGCCGACUCUUCUGCAUGGCUGAAAACUUCAGGAACUCCUCAAAACAAGAUCAAACGAGGAGCAGCUCAGCCGUCACCAGGUCGGUGCUGCUGAUCUCAGAAAGGAACGCCCGCCACGUCAUUGGGAUUCUGCGCUACCUGGAAAGGGCAAAUGCCCUGCUGCCCCCCGAGCUGCUGACCUUCGCACAGGGGGUGCAAAUGGCACGCGAGGACCAGAAAACAGACCACCCCCUCUGCAGCUACCUGAAGAGUUUGGGCGUGUGCAGAAACAAUGGCAUUUGUCCUGAACGCCACCGCGUCGUCUCACAGCUGGAUCAGUCCAAACUGCCGGCAUCUGGAGUCAUAGAAGUUGUACCGCUCUACAUAAAGACAGCGUCAGUCUUCUACGGCCGUAUCGUCGAGGAGGAGGACGGGGGCUUUGAGAAAAUGGCCUCUGAGAUGGCUUCGUACUACGCAGAGAAGAAGCUUGGAGCCAAGAAGCUGCUGGAAGGAGGACUGUACGCUGUGCAGGAGGACGAUGUCUUCCACAGGGUGAAGCUCCUCUCUGUGCCCGACAGAGGCGGCCGGCUGUUUUUCAGCGUAGUUGCUUGCUUCAUUGACAUGGGAAAGGAGGAGGAGGUGAAAUCCUAUCAGAUCCUCGAGCUGCCGGAGCAGUUUCACUCUCUGCCUGGACAGGCCGUAGAGAUCGUUGUCUGCCGAGUCAAACCAAUUGAUUCUGAGACCAGCUGGCACCCCAAGGUUACCAGAGCCAUCAGCCAGAAGAUCCGCGGACUUCAGCAUCGAGCUAGAGUAGUUCUCAGCCUGGGAAACACAGUUUUUGUUGAUCCAAUGGUUCGGGUCACCCAGAUUCCAGGAAUGAAAACUGUCAUCAAUGAAUACAACGUCCAGGCGGAGAUCCUGAAGACCGGGAUGGGAAUCAGGAACCCGGAGCAUGUGGACCUGCUGAGGGCGCUGUGUGAGGAGAACAGCAGCAGCAAGGAUGAAGGUCACAUGUCCAGGCUUGGAGAUAAUAUUACAUCUCUGAAGGAUGUCAGGAUUACAGCUGAGGAAGAAGUUCUGGCCAACAACCUCAAGGCUCCAGACCUUUCUCCACUAGAGCCAAUGAGGUCAGGAAACCAGUCCCUGGUCCCAGCACCUACAGACCACCUGGUCCCAGUGUGUGAUCAGAACUCCCAGUCAGAGAGUGAGGGUGGUUUUGGACAAAGAAGCACUGAUAAGAAGCCAGCUGAGCAGAUGGAGAGCACCAGAGCUGGAGACGUUUUCCCAUCAACCAGCUACACUGCUGCUCUGAACCUGCAUGAAGAAGGUGUGCAGGAAGGUGCUGGUCAAAGCAGUAGGCAGCAGGUCAUCAGCACAGGCUCUGAUGAUGCAUCACGAAGUUUCCACCCUCUGAUCCGCUGGUUCCAGACGCCCGACUCUGCGAUUGUCACCGUGAAGCUGGCAAACCCGGAGAAGCAGCGCUGCGACUUCUGCUCGGACCGAGUCAUUUAUAGUGGCAGCGUGAACGGUCGGUUCUACAGAGCUGACCUGGAGCUUCGCUACGAAAUCGCAGCUGACGUUUGCUGCUGGGAAAUGAAAUCCAAUGAACCAGUUCUCAAACUGGUCAAGCAGCAGCCGGGAAUCUGGGACAAACUCCUCAGAAACAAGAAUAUAUUUGUGAGUUAUGACAUGGAGCACUUUGAGGGUGAGGAAGAGGACGGAGUGCCAAAUGGUCAGUGGUUUGUGGAGAACACGGGUGAAGAUGACUGGUACAGGAACUCGGAGAGCAGCAGUGAGAGCGACGACUUUAUAUAACAUCCUCCAGCCAUCGUCAUCCUCGGGGUCGUGGUGUCUGUUCUGUGACCUUUGACCUCAGUAAUGUUUGAGGCUUCUGCCUUUUCAAUGGGAGCAAAUUAACUUCAGCACAGAGUAGGGGUUCCAGAUUUACUUACACGAGAGUCCAGCUGCAGCGUUUCUCGCCGUCAUGUCAGUGACAGGAAAAAAUUCAGAUUCUGUUUUCACUUUGAUUUUUUUCCCGUUGUUCUGAAACGGUCGUAGUGUUCCCCCUCCGACCAAGGUUUGUGUUCUCGAGCUAUUUCAGCUGUCACACUUCCUCUAAAGAAAUGACACCCGUGCAUCCUCCAUUAGAGCCCCUCCUGAUGUUUUAGGUCAUAUUGUGAGGAAAUGCAGACGAUCUGAAACUUUCGUCCUUCAACAAACAUAAAAAACAUGGAACCAAAAUAUUAAAAAACCAAAGUGGUCGUGCUUUCAGGCUGUUGCUGCUGGUCUGUACCAACAGACCGUGAAAUGAUUGGUUAGGAUCUCUAUCAAAUGUCUGAUUUAAGAAAGCUUGAACCACUUUAGUUUUUAUGAGCAGUUUAAAAGGUAUUUUCUGUAAAUUCAUGUUUUUUAUUGAGAUAACUUUCUGACUAAAGAUGUUCGUGCUGACAAAACGUAACAGUGGAGGGAUAACCAGCACCAUGUGCAGAGAUUUGUGGAUCAACUGUCCCUUUAAAUUGGUGAACGAACACGGGGCUCCAAAAUACUUCCUGAUGUCAGUCACAUGACGGUGAGAUGCUGAUAACAGACUCUGGUGUGUGUGUGUGUGUGUGUGUGUGUGUGUGUGUGUGUGUGUGUGUGUGUGUCACAGGGAAUAUUGUCAGGUAAAUGUAAUGACUUGAGCCAAAACUGCAUUUAGAUUUUUCUUUAUUUCAAAUUCUCGUCUGUAAUUGGUCGCUUCGCCUCCAUAGGAGCUUUUUAUUGUGCAGCAGCAACAACAGCAAAGUCUUAAAUAUAAAGUUUACAAUAAGAAGUGUACAUGUAUAAACUGACGGUGAGAAUUUAAACUAGUCUAAGAUUUAGAGAUUUGAGAGGGAGUUGUUUUAAGUUUGAAAUGAAAAUGUUCCUUUUUAAGCUUAAUUUUACAGAUGAUUAAAAAUAUUCAGUGUGA
Messenger RNA from Haplochromis burtoni (Burton's mouthbrooder), 5553 nucleotides. It is a transcript of the gene tdrd12, whose product is annotated as tudor domain containing 12. Bases 249 to 4418 code for a protein of 1389 amino acids. The transcript is spliced from 37 exons. Lineage: Eukaryota; Metazoa; Chordata; Actinopteri; Cichliformes; Cichlidae. Gene Ontology annotation, biological process: transposable element silencing; germ-line stem cell division. The record is from RefSeq and is a predicted model, not a curated record.